Molecule: messenger RNA, 587 nt
Organism: Drosophila bipectinata
Lineage: Eukaryota; Metazoa; Arthropoda; Insecta; Diptera; Drosophilidae
Source: RefSeq, a predicted model, not a curated record
AUUUUCCUUUAAAAAAAAAUGGAAGGCAGGAAACCUGAUAUUACUGGAACGUCUCCAAGUGACAUCGCAGCGCGUCUUAACUCGCGCUACGGGAACUUGAACGCCCGCUCGUCGCGCGAUGUUACCGUGAUCGGCCAUAAGCGAAAUCCCUUCUUGGCUAUGCCCCAGACCGAGAUGGAGAAGCAGGUUGAACGCGAAGUCCAGGAGAAAAUGGAGAAGGAAAUGGCCGAAAGGCAAAAACGUAAGAAAAAUACGUACCUGGAGGGUCGUCUGGAGUUAUCGGCCAAGAUGGAGCUUCUGACUAUGAAUAAAGAGAAUUCACCGGAUCUGAAGACUCCAAAACGCUGCAUCUGCAAGCGUCCUUCGAAAAGCUUCAAGUGCGGCGGAUGCCUUAAAUUUUUCAAGGGUCGUAUUGCCGAUACUUGUCCGAGGCACCCUACGGAAACAUUCUUGAUGGACUUCCGCAUGUGUCCUUAUUGUUCGGGCCCCGUUGAUAUGAUUAAGCAGCAAGAUCAAGAAGAGGCCUAAAAGAUCACAAUGUAAUCUGUAUAACCUUUAACCAUGUGACUAAUAAACUGUUCACAAAC